Molecule: messenger RNA, 2987 nt
Organism: Diprion similis
Lineage: Eukaryota; Metazoa; Arthropoda; Insecta; Hymenoptera; Diprionidae
Product: BTB/POZ domain-containing protein KCTD3
Exons: 10
Coding region: 152-2326 (724 amino acids)
Biological process (GO): protein homooligomerization
Molecular function (GO): protein binding
Source: RefSeq, a predicted model, not a curated record
CAGCAUUCGUUUCUGACUGCAUUGGCGGACUGCAUCAUCUGUGGUUUGGUUUUGGUUGCGUGUCUGCGGUUGCGCGGCCGCUUCCCCCUCGGAUCAGCUGUCAAAAUAAUAGCCCAAACGUGAAAUUGUUAAUUCAAGUUGUGAAAUAAUUAUGGCGGUGUCGCAUGCAAUAAACUGUGGGGAUAUCGUUCAUCUUAACGUCGGAGGAACAAGGUUUUCCACAUCUCGCCAAACGUUGUCCUGGGUCCCCGACUCAUUUUUCACGGCACUUCUGAGUGGCCGAAUUUCCAGUCUACGAGAUGAGACCGGAGCACUGUUUAUAGACAGAGAUCCAAAAAUAUUUUCAGUCAUUUUGAGUUACCUGAGAACAAGGGAUAUCGAUCUGAAAAAUGCAGAUCUUCGUGCUCUUAGGCACGAGGCUGAAUAUUACGGUAUUGCGCCCUUGGUCAAGCGAUUAAUGCUCUGUGAAGAUUUGUCCCAAUCAUCGUGCGGUGACGUCCUAUUUUAUGGCUACUUGCCGCCGCCAAAUAUUCCUCUGCAAGAGCCAGCCACAGCAAUAACACCUGCUAAUGAUGUUUCUGUUCACGGCAGAACAGGCGGCGUACCUUUGAUUUCCAGAGUCGAGAUUCCUAAUAACCAGCAAUCGGUUAUCGUCACAUCCUGUUCUUCUAAUACUGCUAAUAAUAAUGUGAAUAAUGGAAGUCAACAAAAUCAACGAGCAACUCUUCCAACUCAUGCGCGUAAUUCUUCUCUUGAUUACCGGGUCUCGCAGCGAGGAUUACCCCAUACUCGCACUCCGUCCUUAGAUUUGAGGCACGUUAGAAAUGGAUCUGCGGAUCUCAACAAGAUAUUCAGAAAUGACGUUGGUCUGGUGUUUGGUGGUCAGCAAGUUUCAGCAUGGGUCGAUCCGUUGAGGGUACAAAUUAUAAAAGCCCACCACAACUGGAUAGUCAUUGCUUACGCACACUUUAUAACUUGCUAUCGUUUAAAAGAUUCAUCCGGUUGGCAGCAUGCAUUCACAAGUCCUCAUAUCGAAUCGAUAAUUGAACGAGUAGCAAUAAAUGCUAAAAUGGGUAGCGGCACGGAUGGAAAAAUGGUCGCGAUUUCAUACGGAAGUCAGGUUCGACUCUGGAGCGUCUCGGAGGAAGGGAUAAAGACAAAUAUCGGAACGUUCAAUCUGAACGUUCGUGUUGAAUAUUUAUUCUUCAUUGGUAGCCAGUUGGUUGCCCUCUCUCCGACUGGAAAAAUUGGAGUGUGGCAUGCCAUGACCCACCACUGGCAAAUACAAGACGUUGUGCCAAUAUCGUCUUUCGAUACAGCUGGUUCAUUUCUGUUGCUCGGAUGCAACAAUGGAUCGAUUUACUACAUUGAUAUGCAGAAAUUCCCACUUAGAAUGAAGGACAAUGAUUUACUGGUCACUGAGCUCUACCGUGAUCCCAGUCAUGAUCCCAUUACUGCUAUUUCUGUUUAUCUUACACCAAAGACCAAAGAUUUCCUAUACCUUCUCACAGGUCUGUGUGGGAAUUGGAUUGAAAUUGCUUACGGUACAAAAUCGGGGAGCGUACGCGUUAUCGUACAGCAUCCUGAGACUGUCGGUCAUGGACCUCAACUCUUCCAAACAUUCACUGUCCAUCAGAGUAGCGUUACUAAGGUUACACUGUCAGAAAAGUUUCUGGUAUCUGUGUGCUCUGAAUACAAUCAUGUCAGAAGUUGGGCAGUAACAAGAUUUCGAGGUAUGAUAUCCACACAGCCAGGGUCCACUCCAGAAGCUAGUUUUAAAAUAGUUUCACUCGACGCUGUUGAACCGUGCGUUAGUUACAACGCUGGUAACGAUUUCGGUCCGUUUGGUGAACAGGACGACGAACAAGUAUUUGUGCAAAAGGUUGUCCCGGAAACAGAUCAGCUGUUUGUGAGACUUGCUUCCAAUGGCAAUAGAGUUUGUGUGAUUGAAUCAGUAGACGGUAGUGUUAUAAGUUCGUUCUGUGUCCACGAGUGCGAAGGAUCCAGUCGCAUGGGAUCUAGACCUAGGCGAUUCAUUUUCACCGGGCACUCUAAUGGGGCCAUCCAGAUGUGGGACCUAACUACUGCCUUAGAUUUGUGUUCUAAAAUCGACCAGGUAAAAAAAGUCAACGGAGGCCCGACACCGGAAGAAUUAUGGAAAUUACUUGACCAAUGUGAUUUGAGCAACAGCCACUGUUCGACUCCAUGCAUCAGUCCUUCUCCGUCGCUAAUAUCAGCUGGAACUCGAAUUAAAGCAAGCAAUGUUCUAUUUUUAAAUCAGUCUCAACAUCUAGAACCUCCCAAUGGUUCCAGUCAGCUUACUUGAAUCCAAAUAUCAGGAAAAACACCAGGGAUGGUGAAAGUGUUUGCCAGUCGAACUUAAUCAUUGAAUAGAGAAUUAUAUUUGGCUUGAAAAGAGAAGCCAAAUUGAUUGCCUUUCUAUCAUCACUGUUGCUCAAUCUACAUGAUUCGUGAUUUAAUAUUUCAUUUAUUGACAAUAAGUUAAUCUUAUCUUCAGCUUUGUUCCAAGUUCCUACAGCAUCAAUACAAUUAUCGUUGUGAAGUUAUACUCAAAUUAUAGUUGAUCGUUAACUUAUUGCCAUUUCUAUUACAGUUUUCAAAUUACGGGAACUAAUUCGAACUAGCCUUUGAAAUAUUGAAGAAUCAUUCAUAAUCAAUGUUUUUUUUCCAUCGCAAAACAGUAAACGCAUGAAGUUAUUUAUACUUCCGUGCAACUUGACUCAUCUCGAGCCCGCCGUUAAUUACACGUUAUAUGUAAUACUUUCAUAAAGAUACUUGAUAACUUAACAACCGCACUAUUGAAAGUUUAUUACAACUAAUUUAUAUGGAUAACUAAAACUGUGGAUCUUGAGCUGAAAGAAGGGAAAGAAAAGUACCACAGUGAAACUCUAAUCGUAUGUUUUUCAAAAGAUAUGGCAAUUACAAAUUAUUGUGUAUAAAGCAUACGAGUGACAAACGUAUACACG